UAUGCAAAAUGGCAACCCUUGUCGGCACGGGAACUUUAUAUCGCAGAUUGUUCAUUUCUUUAACCAAACAGUGUAAAUGCACUAUUGCAAAUAAUGUGACGUCUAUAAGAAGAAAUUAUACUGAUGAUAAAAACAAUGAAGAAUUUUAUGAUAUUGUUAUUGCAGGAGGUGGUAUGGUAGGAACAACAUUGGCAUGUGCAAUAGCUAAUAAUAGAAUGCUAGAGUCGAAAAAUGUAUUGCUAUUGGAAGGCAACAAUAAAUAUGAAUAUAAACCACAAGAGAAGUAUUCCAAUCGUGUUGUCGCUUUGAAUCAACAAACUCGCACUUUACUAUCGAGCAUAGGAGCAUGGCGACAUAUAGAAGCUGUACGAUGUUGUCCAGUAAAAAUAAUGCAGGUCUGGGAUGCAUGUUCCGAUGCUAUAAUAACUUUCAAUGAGGAUUAUUUAUCUAAAGAAUUGGCAUACAUAGUAGAAAAUGAUUUACUACUUCAUGCAGUAAAUACACAGUUACGUGAAAAAUCAAAUGUUAAUGUAGUCUAUAAUGCAAAAGUUACAAAUUUAUUGUUGCCGAACAUUGAAGGAGCUAAUACUAAAAUACAACUAGAAAAUGGAAAACAAUACGAGACCAAGUUAUUGGUAGGUGCAGAUGGAGUUAAUUCCAAAGUACGUGAAGCUAUGAAUGUUCAGUACGUACAAUGGAAAUACGAUCAAAUGGGAAUUGUUGCUACAUUGGAAUUAUGUGAACCAACAGAAAAUAUUGUCGCUUGGCAAAGAUUCCUUCCAACUGGACCAAUAGCUUUACUUCCGUUAACGAAUACCCUUAGCUCAUUGGUAUGGUCUCUUACAACUAAAGAAGCAAAAAAUCUUAUGAAAAUAUCAGAGGAAGAGUUUGUUGAUAGUAUAAACAAGGCAUUGUGGAAAGUAUAUCCUAAAGAUGGUAUUGUAGAAAGUGGUAUGAAAGCUUUACAGCAAUUACUCCAAGGAUUAUCUCUACAAAAUGGAAUAUCAAGACAAUUGCCACCAUCAGUAUCAAAAAUCGUAGAAGGUUCAAGAGCAGCUUUUCCGUUAGGAUUUGGUCAUUCUGUAUCAUAUGUUGCUCCUGGAACAGUCUUGAUUGGAGAUGCAGCACAUCGUGUUCAUCCUUUAGCUGGUCAAGGCGUUAAUUUAGGCUUUGGAGAUAUUGUUGAUUUGGUAAAAAUUCUUGCAGAUAUAGUUAAGGAUGGUGCUGUAUUUGGUAACAUGUUGUACUUGACUAAAUAUGAAACUUUACGUCAGCGUCAUAACAUUCCUACAAUGCUAGCUAUUGAUGCUCUUCAUCGAUUGUACAAAGGAACUGCAGCUCCCAUUAUUCUGGCUCGAAGUUUAGGAUUACAAAUUACAAAUGCUAUACCAAUAUUAAAGAAAGCCUUGAUACAGCAUGCAUCCAACCAAGAAGUUAGAUGUUAAUCAUAGGUUGUAAUUUUUAUAAAUAUUAAUUGUAACAUUGUAACUGAUUAUAAAGUAGUAAUAGAAGAAAGAGUAGUUUACUUAAUAUAAAAGAAAUAUAUGAGCUUUAAUAUUUGUCAUUACAUUU
This is a messenger RNA of Polistes canadensis, 1572 nucleotides long. It is a transcript of the gene Coq6, whose product is annotated as ubiquinone biosynthesis monooxygenase COQ6, mitochondrial. Lineage: Eukaryota; Metazoa; Arthropoda; Insecta; Hymenoptera; Vespidae. Gene Ontology annotation, cellular component: mitochondrion. The coding region runs from base 9 to 1445 and encodes 478 amino acids. Gene Ontology annotation, biological process: ubiquinone biosynthetic process. The record is from RefSeq and is a predicted model, not a curated record. Gene Ontology annotation, molecular function: oxidoreductase activity, acting on paired donors, with incorporation or reduction of molecular oxygen, NAD(P)H as one donor, and incorporation of one atom of oxygen; 2-octaprenyl-6-methoxyphenol hydroxylase activity; FAD binding. The transcript has 7 exons.